This is a messenger RNA of Nematolebias whitei (Rio pearlfish), 1685 nucleotides long. It is a transcript of the gene bri3, whose product is annotated as brain protein I3. The record is from RefSeq and is a predicted model, not a curated record. NCBI's taxonomy places the organism in Eukaryota, Metazoa, Chordata, Actinopteri, Cyprinodontiformes, Rivulidae. Bases 393 to 803 code for a protein of 136 amino acids. The transcript is spliced from 4 exons.
UGCUUCUCUUGUGACAAUACCAGACAGAAAGGAAAAGCGUCUCUGACUUCCAGAUGACUUACGAGUUGCAGCGGUGACGUUGUUUUCACACCGAAGGACCAACUUCAGUGAGGGGAAUGGGGCUAAGUUAGCCGUUAGCGGACCAACUUUGAUCAUUCCCGCGGUAACGGUGGACACUCGGUGAGCCUUUUGCGUCGCCUGGGGCAAAGUUGGCGCAUGGAGAGGGUCGAAGUUUCAUUUUCUUGCGCAGCAUAUUCUCAUCGUUUUUUCCGCCGCAGCGCGCACAGUUUUUAAGCAACAACAGUUAAGUUGUUGCGUUACUUUUCUUAGCCUCAAAAGGAGUAGGAGCAACAGAGAAGGCGAGUUGAGGACACCUUACUCCUUCGGGUGAGAUGAUGGACAGCAAACCUCUUCUUCAAGACGGUCCUCCCGCCUACAACGCCGUCCCGGGGGCGCAGGGGUACGGCCUGCCCCAGCAUGGCUACGGGGCUAUCCCGCCUACGGCCCCGCCGCCCUACCAUUACCCCGGAGGCCCAGGCAAGUCGCCCCCACCUGCUGCAGGAUUUCCAUCGGCUCAGAUGGGGCCUGCUGUUGCCCAGCCGCCCAUCACGGGCUCUUACACCAUCAUCCAGCCCUCUGUAGUGGUGGUGGGGGGCUGCCCCGCCUGCAGAGUGGGGGUUCUGGAGGACGACUUCACCUGUCUGGGCAUCCUGUGCGCCAUCUUCUUCUUCCCACUGGGCAUCCUCUUCUGCUUCGCUCUGCGUCAGAGGAGGUGCCCCAACUGUGGCGCCACCUUCGGCUAGAGGGACCAAACUACAACUCAUUUACACAUAAUCCAGCAGCAUCCUGUGCAACAAAUCCUUUCGAUUUUUUUUUGGCCAUAAAUUUUGAUGUUUAGAAAUCUAUUUUCAUCUUCAAGGAUAUUUUUAGCACGUGUGAGCGUCAGUGCCUUCACUACUUGCUGAGUGAUCAGAGACUUGUUUUCUGUGAGUUUUGUUUGUGGAUCUGAGCGGAUUCCUUCACCCAAGGCCAUUAGUUAUUUUAUUGCACACUUUGCUUUCAGUCACCAUCAUACUUGGUGACGUUGUACUCGUAUCACUGAUAAAUUGCCAUUUAAUUUUUGAGAUCUGCUUCGACCGGAUCAGUGGACUUUUGCCGGCCAGCUCGUUUGUUUUUUGUUAUUCUCGGGGCCAUAUUUGCACUGACAUAUUGUUGAUGAUUCUGCUGGGUGGUUUUUCCAGAGCCCAUGCAGACCUCAGGUACAUACAAUCUGAAGCGGUCCCGCUGGUGGACGUUUAAGAGGAGACUCUCGUGUCAAAGCGGAGCUGAACUUCAGCUCAUUUGAAAGCUGAACUUCGAUGUGUAUGAUUAUUAUUUUUUUUUUAUCUCCAUACUCUGACAAAUCAUCCUCCUCCCAGUCCAGACACCGGAGAAUGUCUUUGUCCCCUCCGUGUCUGCAGAUGUCUUCCACAGCAGGAUGUUUUAAAUCCGUUCACCACAGAAGAUGGAACCAGGUGGGAGGGGUUCAAACUAGUCUCGCUUUAGACAACACACUACUCACGCUCUUCUGAUUGAGAUUCUUACUUUUUAUAAAGGUUACUGUAAUUAAAAGUUAAUGCUACUCGUUUAUUUUUCCUUUUAUUAUAAUUAACACAAAGGCCUAACAAUUCAGUUUUAUUUGGAUA